AGAGAAAAAAAGAAAAAAAAACCGAGAAAGUGGGUGGAAAGAGAGAAAGAGGUGGAGAGAGAUGUUGGCGAAUGAAUCGACGGCGGCGAAUGGUCCGCCAAAUUUUGAGCUUCCCGAGGAGGUUCUUGAGAUUCUUCCCUCCGAUCCCUUUGAGCAACUCGAUAUAGCUCGUAAGAUCACCUCCAUCGCUCUCUCCUCCCGCGUCUCCUCCCUUGAAUCCGAGGCCGCAGCUCUUCGUGCCAAUCUCGCCGAGAAGGACGACAUCAUCGCUGACCUCAACCAACAUAUCAACUCCCUUGAAGACUCUUUCUCUGAUACCUCCCAAAAGCUCUCCCACAUCGAACAAGAAAAGGAGAGCUUAUUGAAGGAGAACGCAGUGCUGUCAAACCAAGUAAAGAAGCUCAACAGAGAUGUCUCCAAGUUGGAAAUCUUCAAGAAGACCCUUAUGCAAUCACUUCAAGAGGAUGAUGAAAAUCCCAGACCAGCCCAAGUUGUGGCAUCAGAUCUUGCAAGUCAAGCAACCUUGUCAUCUUCCAAACAAUUUGCUGGAGAAGAUGAAGUUACGUUUCCACCAUCAUCAAAACCUUCACCAGUAGGAAACUCUAAUAUUGAGGAAACCGAGACAGAUGAAGCUUCAAGACCACCUCGUAUAUCACAAAGCCUGUUGUUGGCGUCACAAACAAACACACCUCGGCUUACUCCUCCCGGUUCUCCUCCCAGUCUGUCAGCAUCAGUAUCUCCAUCAAGAACACCUAAGCCAUUGUCUCCAAGGCGCCAUUCUAUUUCCUUUGCCACCAAUAGAGGCAUGUACGAAGACAGGAGUUCCAUGUUUUCAUCUGUGCCUUCAAGCCAACAUAGUUCAAUGGGAAGCUUCGAUGCUGGUUCACAGCCUGGACGAACUCGAAUUGAUGGGAAAGAGUUCUUCCGCCAAGUCAGGAGCCGAUUAUCUUAUGAACAAUUUGGGUCAUUCCUAGCGAAUGUGAAGGAGUUGAAUGCCCACAAGCAAACAAAAGAGGAGACACUAAGGAAAGCUGAAGAGAUAUUUGGACCCGAAAAUAAGGACCUCUACACCGUAUUCGAGGGUUUGAUCAUUCGUAAUGUUCAUUGACUAUUAUUAAGCAAAUUGUUUAUUUUCUCAUGUGAUUCUUUAUGUAAAUUAUUGUACCAUGCAUUUGAUUAAAUAAACAUGUCUAUGUAUGUACCAUUUGCGGAAUAAUAUAAAUGUGAUGGUAUUUCAUUCCUGAA
Impatiens glandulifera is the source of this 1245-nucleotide messenger RNA. RefSeq lists its product as uncharacterized. NCBI's taxonomy places the organism in Eukaryota, Viridiplantae, Streptophyta, Magnoliopsida, Ericales, Balsaminaceae. The transcript is spliced from 9 exons. The coding region runs from base 62 to 1108 and encodes 348 amino acids. The record is from RefSeq and is a predicted model, not a curated record.